Neurospora tetraspora is the source of this 857-nucleotide messenger RNA. RefSeq lists its product as uncharacterized. The coding region runs from base 269 to 643 and encodes 124 amino acids. The record is from RefSeq and is a predicted model, not a curated record. The transcript has 3 exons. Lineage: Eukaryota; Fungi; Ascomycota; Sordariomycetes; Sordariales; Sordariaceae.
AUGCGUAAUGGUGGCCUUGCUGAGCUUUCCCAGUGGGAGCUUCCUGUCAUCGUAUUUGAAUUGCUGGUUGAAGAUGAGUUCCAUGGCCGUCGUGGCUCGACGGGAGUAGAAUAUCGUGUACCCGUGCUGGCCGGCUGGCUUGUUGGUAACGGUCUGUGUUGGCGUCGACCAUGGGCUGCGGGAGAGCUCGAAGCUGAAGUAUUGCCAAACGUCGUAUUACCGAAAGCCUUAGCCACUGCCGAGGAAUUCUUGAGCGCCUGGAAACCACAUGGCAUCAUGGCCGUUUUUCUGUACCCGGUUGGUAGUGCCAUUGUUCCUGGUCUCCCCUCUUGCUUGCUCUUGUUGUGCCGGGACACGUGAGGCAGUGUUCCUCACUGGAGUAUUUUCAACAACUGGUGAUGGUGGUCGUAGGAUUUCAGGCCGGAAUAACGGCAGGAGAAAUGAUGUUCAGGAUCCCUCACGGCAAGGGAUGCGGUUUCGUCCAGUUCGUCCAUCGCCAUGCCGCCGAGGUGGCCAUCAACCAGAUGCAGGGAUACCCGAUCGGCAAUUCGCGCGUCCGUCUCUCCUAUGGCCGCUCCCAGAACAACUCCGGCGUCGGCACAUUAAUCAGGAGAUUCGGUCUAGCAUGCUGUUCAUGGCGUAGUUUUGGAGGUUGAGGCCACGUGGGGUUCCAGUCGGUUGCCGGCCGUUGGCGCUGGACCGAACGCGUGUGGAAUCACGGAGUGGUAGCUGUUGGACAAGCGUUCAACCGGGUGGACUGAAAUUGAGGAGAUCAUGGGUUCUCUGGUUGGAAUAAUGGCAGGAGAAGGGCUGUUCUGGUUAAGGGGUGGGUGGGUGUAGUUCAGAUUCAGGUUCAG